AUGGGUAGAAUUCAUUCUAAAUCUGUUCAAGUUCAGGUCAUGCCACGAGAUCGUUAUAAUCAAAAACCUACACAGAUUCAGACCAUGCCACGAAAUUGUUAUAAACGAAAAUGUUCAAUAAGUUCACCUGGUUCUUCAAAUACUACUAUCACAUACGUUGGAGAUACGAAAAUGUAUGGAAAAAAUGAAGCGCAAAGAAACGAUGAAUGUGAUAGAUUACAUAUGGCUCAUUUUUCAAUAAGAGAUUUGUGGAAAAGUAAUUUUUCUGCCCCAAUUGAAGGCCUAUUAACCAAUAAACGAGCAAAGGUUCUUGACGUUGGAUGUGGUGCUGGAACAUGGAUUCUUGAUACUUCUUUAAAUUAUCCAAAAUCAGAAUUUUAUGGCAUCGAUAUUCUACCACUUUUCCCUCAAUGUAUUAAACCUAGUAACGUUACAUUCUCUCAAUGUGAUAUUCUUCAACGCCUUCCUUACGAUGACAAUGUAUUUGAUUAUAUUCAUAUGAGAUUUAUGGGAUCUUCACUUACUCGUUCUGCUUGGGAAUAUGCAAUUAAAGAACUCGUUCGCGUAUUGAAAUCAGGUGGAUACAUCGAAAUUUGUGAAGUUGAUAAUAUUUGGGUGAACGAAGGCCCAAGAGCAGGAAAGUUAAGAUCACAAGCUAUCAGAACACUAAUCAGGAAAUACAAUGUCUGUCUAAUGUCGAGUCCUCUUGCCAGAAGAGCUUUACGAGAAAACGAUCAAUUAACAGAUUUUCAUCAAGAGAAGAAAAUGGUUCCCAUGGGUAGUUGGGGUGGGAAAUUGGGCGAAGUCUUUUUGGAAAAUGCCAGAUGGGGUGCGAAAAAUUUGAAAAGUGCUGUUGAUUCAUUUGGCAUGAGUGAUGCAAGAUAUGAGGCCAUGGUUGAUUCUGCUAUGAAUGAGAUUGAACUAAAAAAGAAUGUUUUCGAUACUGUUCGUAGAUUUUGGGCAAAAAAAUUAUAA
Dentiscutata heterogama is the source of this 975-nucleotide messenger RNA. Lineage: Eukaryota; Fungi; Glomeromycota; Glomeromycetes; Diversisporales; Gigasporaceae. The record is from the annotation of a GenBank genome assembly.